Molecule: messenger RNA, 2447 nt
Organism: Malania oleifera
Lineage: Eukaryota; Viridiplantae; Streptophyta; Magnoliopsida; Santalales; Ximeniaceae
Product: mechanosensitive ion channel protein 10-like
Exons: 5
Coding region: 44-2170 (708 amino acids)
Biological process (GO): monoatomic anion transport; transmembrane transport; detection of mechanical stimulus
Cellular component (GO): plasma membrane
Molecular function (GO): mechanosensitive monoatomic ion channel activity
Source: RefSeq, a predicted model, not a curated record
UAUAUUUUGGAGGGGGAGGGGGUGACAAGAAGUGGUGCAGAAGAUGAGAGAGGAGCAAAGUGAUGCGAUGGAGAAAGCAACUCCGAACCAGGUGGUUUUGUUUAUGGACCAACGAAAUGAGUUAGCAGAUCAGCGCUCUAGGAAAGAAGACACCGAGGUGGACACGGUGAGUACCGGAGAUGGGAAGUUGCAGUCUGCGGUGAAAAAGCAAACCCUUCGCCGUUUGAGCUUCUCAAAACCGAAGGCUCGACUUGUUGAAGUAAACUAUUCGAUCCCUAAAAAAUCAUUGAUCAAGGAAUCAAACGAAGAAUCGGACCCCCUCGUGUUUGGUGACAACCUCUCCACGGAUGAUGACUACAACAUCGAUGAUGAGCGGGAUGAAGGGCUCGAAGAAGAUGGUGAGACAACUUGGAAAAAGUACCGAAAGGGGAGAAAAUUCUAUUGGAGAGUUAUAAUAGAAUGGGUGAUGUUUGUGCUUAUAACUUCCUUCUUACUGUGUUCUCUUACUGUAACGUCUCUUAAGCAGCAGCUUAAAUGGGGUAUAGAGAUUUGGAAAUGGUGUCUGAUGGUGCUUGUCAUUUUCUGCGGGCACCUAGUCUCUGGUUGGGUUGUGAAAUUUUUCGUUUUCAUCAUUGAGCGAAAAUUCAUGCUUCGUGAGAAGGCAUUAUACUUUGUCUAUGGAUUGCGGAAGAGCUUCCAAAACUGCAUGUGGCUAGGAGUAGUUUUGCUCGCAUGGGCCUUAAUGUUUAAUGCGAGGAUGCACGAGAAGAACAAGUUACUCAGGAAGGUCUUCCAUACCCUAGUGGCGUUCUUGAUCGGCGCCACCAUAUGGCUCGUCAAGAUUAUCCUAGUUAACGUCUUGGCCUCGUCAUUCCAUGUUGCAACCUAUUUUGAUCGCAUGAAAGAGAGCGUGUUCCACCACUACAUUCUUGACACAUUAUCUGGACCGCCUAUGGACGAGGCAGCAGUGUUGGCAGAAGAGGAGCAUCGUCGUUGGACCUUAGUGGGGUCAAAGUCAUUGCCAGGGAGGUGGAAGGAGGCGAGGAAUGCAUACAAGUCGAAGAAGUACAGAUCGAGAAGGAUCGACAUAGAGAAGCUGAGGCGACUGUCCGUGGAGAGUACGACAUCAACAUGGAGCAUGAAGAGACUGAUGAGCUACGUGAAGUCAUUUGGGUUGUCGAUGAUUUCAAACACUUUGGAUGAUUUUGGGAAGGCAGAGUCGGAGAUAUCUAGCGAGUGGGAGGCUAGGAAUCGUGCACACAGGAUCUUCAAGAAUGUUGCCAAACCUGGAGCAAAGUACAUUGAAGAGGAGGACUUAUCGAGAUUCUUAAAAAGGGUUGAGAUUCAUACAAUAUUCCCACUCUUUGAAGGAGCCCUCAAGACCGGAAGAAUCUCAAGGUCUUCUUUCAAAAAUUGGAUGGUACGAGCUUAUUUUGAACGAAAGUCCUUGACACAUUCCUUAAACGAUACUAAGACAGCAGUGCAACAACUUCAUAAGUUGGCAAGUGCAAUCGUCUCAGUGAUCAUAAUCGUGGAGUCUCUUAUGGUGAUAGGUUUGGCAUCAACAAAUAUUAUUGUUUUCGUAACAACACAAGUACUAGUUCUCAUAGGGUUCAUGUUCCAGAACAUGUGUAAAGCCAUAUUUGAGUCCAUCGUCUUCGUCUUUGUCAUGCAUCCAUUUGACAUUGGAGAUCGCUGUGUUGUUGAUGGGGUUCAGAUGGUUGUGGAAGAGAUGAAUAUUUUAACUACAGUGUUCCUUAGAUAUGAUAUGGAGAAGAUAUAUUACCCCAAUUCAGUUUUACUCACCAAACAGAUUAGUAAUUUCUAUCGAAGUCCAAAUAUGGGUGAUGAUAUUGACUUCACAAUCGAUGUCUCCACAUCUUUUGAAACUAUAGUUGCUCUCAAGAAAGCCAUACAAAAAUACAUAGAGAGCAAACCAAAGCACUGGAACCCAAAACACUCUGUGAUAGUGAAAGAGAUUGAAAAUGUGCACAAGAUGACGAUGUGCCUUUGUGUUCAACACACCAUCAACCAUCAAAAUUAUGGUGAUAGAGACAAUCGUGUCUCAGAGUUUCUCUUGGAGUUGAAGAAAAUCUUUGAGAGCCUUGGAAUCAAGUACCAUCUUCUUCCUCAACAUGUCCAUCUAACCCAUGUAGUCAACACUAACUAGAAGGUUGAUUCCACUCAUCAUUGGUAUUAUUAUAAUUAGCAUCCUUUUGAUUGACAUCUAUUUAUAUUUUCUUUUUCUACUAAAACUUUUGUUAGGUAUAUUGCAAGCAUGGUUUGACCUACUCUCUAAAUCUUAACUAGGGAAAUGUGGAUAAUCUCGUCUCUUUCUUUGGCUUUUGUAAUUUGUUUAUCUUCUUUUCCGUUCUUCUUUUACCAGAUUGCUCCACACUUUUUUUACUCAACUAGAAACUCCAUAUAAUUUGGAAAUCAUUGUCAUA